CGACCACUCAUAUAUCCAGCUCAUCCGCCAGCGCACUCUUCCUGCCCUCUCUAUACAAGGAGGGCCUCACAGAGCAGCAGGAUUCUGCACGUGGCCGGGUGUCUCCAUCAUUCGGCUGCGCUGAUCCGAGGUCGCCGUAAUCUCACACCGGAUUUGCUACCCUUUUCCUGCAACGCAGCAUCAUUUGCGUCUCUUGACUCUUUCCUAACCCCAGCGCUCCUCUUUACGACAAGCUGCGGCCCUUUUCAGCCCACUUUUGGCGUUUUCCUGCCGUUACAAGACGCUGGACGGUUGUAACCUGGCCAUAGUCGCUCCUUACCUUGACUCCCAAUGACGACUUAUGCCCAGCGCAAUCAACCCACGAGCCUCAAGGAACGAAUUGCCGCCCUCAAUGCAGGCGCUGCGACCCAGUCGCGCGCUGUCUCCCCGACGCCAGGGAUACCUGUCAACCCACAGGGCUCUUUGAGAUCGAAGGUCGCCCAGUUCGAGCAGAAGGGCCCCGUUCCAGCGCCCAAGACGUCCUUCGGCAGCGCAGCGCCUAUCCCUGGAGGCCCUUUGGAACCACAGCUGACAGGCAAGAGCGCGGCGCCCGGCCUCGGACCCCCGCCGCGCGGUGCGAAGGGUACUCGCAGUGUUUCGGCACCCUUCGCGAGCGAGCCUGAGGUGCCCAAGCCGCCGCCUCCGCCCUCGUCCACGUCCACGUCCACGUCUAUAUCCCCGGCACCGUCCCCGCCCGAGACGCCUCCCAAGCUCGCGAAGGACCUGCGGCAACGGAGUACGUCCUUCGCCGCCGCGCUCGAUCGUGCCCGGCAUGCGGAGCAGAAGGCCAAGCAGCGCGAGGCGCGCGAGCGCUCGCGCGUCACGCCGAACCACACGGGCACCUCGCAGGGAAUCGCGCCACAGCAUACGGGGUCGAGCGGGCCGAUGCUGACGCCCAUGCACACAGGCGGGAGCACGAUCAGCUGGCUCGUGCCCAUGAACACGGGCGGGAAUACAGGCAGUAUGCUCUCCCCGCACGUCACCGGCGGCUCGAGCUUCUCCCAUCCCGAGGGCGCAAUAACAGAAGACCCAGAGGAGAUGCACCAGCAACCGGUGAAGCCGCCCCUCACGAUUGGCGGCGAUCAAGCGCCCGAGGGCGCGACGCCCGCGUCACCGAAGGCGAAUGGUAUUCUGCCCUCGCUAUCCACUGCUGAGCUUCCUAUACCCACCUCUACCUCAUCCCCUGCGGACGACACAUCCUCGCCGAAAGUCCCUAAUCCUCCUCCUCCCGAUACCCGUACUGCUCCCACGUCCCGCCAGGAGAAACGAGAGUCCCAGACCCAGUACAUUCAAGUCAUGCCCCCGCGGCCGCCGGCUGACGUCCCAUACACGCCGAAUUCUUCAUUCAACAUGGACGAGGAGGAAGAAGCGCCGCACACGCCUACUCGCGCUUCAUACGCGCGCUCGCGACCGAUGAGCAUGCUUGAGUUCGAUACCCCUCGAUCUCUUCUGGGUAGCCCGGGCGUUGUCCAGACGGCCGAGCGCGCCACUGCGUCCAAACCCCUCACCGUGCAGCCGCCGCCUCCGCCUGUACACGUUCGCGGAGCCAGCCAGGAUACGCCUACCACGCCUACGCACCGCGUCGGGCGGUCAAUCACGCUCUCGCAUACGCCUAACUUCCGUGCACAGACCGGCGAGCGGGGCUUCCGUGCUGUCGUGCAUGCUCGUGUGCGGGAGCAGUCGAAGUGUACACCUCCGCCGCCGGAACCGCCGAAACCGAAGGCGGCACCGGCGACUACGAUCGUGAGCGAGGAGGUACCUUCGACGCCCGGUCUUGGCGACCUUGCAUCGUUGUUGGGGCAGGCGGCGAUGUUGGAGGAGCAGCUCAGUGCGGGUGUGCUUCCGGACGAGACUCCAGUGCCCAAACCUGAGCCCGAGCAGGCGCAUAAGGAAGAGGAGGCCGUCAUGUCCGCACCCAGCGAAAGCGAGGCAGAGCCCGAAAUGGUCCUACCCGUCGGCGCGAGCAUCGGUGGGCGGACGAAGCGGAAACGGACGUUCAAGAACCCGCUCGCGAAGGUCGGUGUGCGGAGGAGCCGGACGACGGGGAGUAUCUCGUCGGUGACGACGGAGGAGCCUGUUCCUCCUUUGCCCACCGUCACUCCUGCGCCAGAAGUUACGACGACGCCCUCGCCAGAGCCCAAGCUCGUCGCACCGAGGCCCGUAGCUGCGAACGCUGCAUCGUCUUCGGACACAUUGCAACCACCACCAGGCCCGGGGUCGGCGCCCCCGACCCCGCCACCUAAGGUGCCGAAUUCGACCCUCGGUCGCGCGAAGACGUCCGCCUCGACGCCUCCUUCAGCGAUGCCCGCGAUCGAUGCCGAUGGUCAUCGCCAGCGCUUCUCCACCUUCCGGAGCCUGUCCACCCGCAGCUCGUCCGCGUUUUCCGCAAUCCGGCACAGCAUGUACGUCGGGCCCUCGGACACGUCCGACAACGCCUCCAUGAUGUCCGCGAACAAGAGCGCCGAGUUCGACGGCAGCGCGGAGGGCAGCGACCUCGGCGUCGCGUUCCCGCGCAAGAGCACGAGCCGCGCGCCGAGCGUGAAGAGCCACGGGAGCGGGAGCGUGCGCAGGCGGUUCGCGGACAAGAUCUGGCCGGGGAGCCGCAGCCGCGUGAAGAGCAACGUGAGCCGCGCGGGCGAGGAGAGCGUGCGGGCGACGCCGAGCAUCGACAUCGUGCCGCCGAAGUGGGAGGAGGGCGACAUGCCGAGCUUCGAUGCGAGCGAUAUGCCGAGCUUUGCGGUGGAGGAUUUGGUGACGAGCACGCCACCGCGGGCGAGGCGGGGGUCGGGCGAGUCGACGGCGACGACGAAGGCGAGGGAGCAGCCGAAGCGGAUGGAGGUGCCGCCUGUGGCUGCCCCGGCGACGCAACAAGGUCAGACCUUGCACCUGGCUCAGCCGGAUACGCCCCAGCGGCGGCAGUCGUGGGCGUCGUGGUCCUCAACGACAACCUCGCCGUCCUCGGUGUCGUUCGACCCCGCGCUCGUCGACCAGUUCCCCUCCGUGCCACAAAGCAUGCCCGAAGGCCAGCGAACCAGCGAGGAUCCCGCCUCGGUCGGGACCCUCGGCCUGCUCUGAGCUAAGCGAUGCUCAUUCGGAUGCGGCUCUCCACGCGUAUACGACGCCCACACGACGGCGACGACACACGUCCACCCGUGUAUCAUAGGUACGCGAUAAUUUAUACGCCGGCGCGCGCGCAAUAGUCGCGCGGGUUGCGACUCUCGCGGUGCAAGAUCCUUGGGUACAGCCAAGCCUGUCAACGCUUUUGCUGCGCCCGGUCCUGUCUGUACACAUUCGAUAUUCCACCGCUACGCGCGCUGCACUCCGGCUUCUCUCAUCUUACUUACUCCUACUCGUACUGAUCUUCUGCGCUCGUGGCGCAUCUUUCGACUUAUCUUACAUUUUGCGCCGUUCCGGUGCGGCUUUUUGCAUACUCACGUCUAUCUCAGUACGGAUCUACUCUCGUUUUAGUGUGCUUGUCCUGAAUAUCUGGAGGGGCUUGUUCUGUUGUGCAUAUAUAGAAUCUCCUUGCAUCGGCAGGCUGGAACAAAACAUCCUGGUAGACUUCC
Schizophyllum commune H4-8 is the source of this 3605-nucleotide messenger RNA. RefSeq lists its product as uncharacterized. Lineage: Eukaryota; Fungi; Basidiomycota; Agaricomycetes; Agaricales; Schizophyllaceae. The transcript has 3 exons. The coding region runs from base 331 to 3114 and encodes 927 amino acids. The record is from RefSeq and is a predicted model, not a curated record.